This is a messenger RNA of Salvia splendens (bonfire salvia), 1967 nucleotides long. Its product is annotated as probable protein phosphatase 2C 5. Bases 406 to 1671 code for a protein of 421 amino acids. Gene Ontology annotation, biological process: protein dephosphorylation. NCBI's taxonomy places the organism in Eukaryota, Viridiplantae, Streptophyta, Magnoliopsida, Lamiales, Lamiaceae. Gene Ontology annotation, molecular function: protein serine/threonine phosphatase activity. The record is from RefSeq and is a predicted model, not a curated record. The transcript has 8 exons.
UAAAAUAAAAAGGCUAUUAAUCGGAUCAAUCGGGAUCCCGGUCGUUGCCCGAAACGCGCUCCUGACUCUCUCUCUCUCUCUCUAGAUUUUGAUAUUCCGAUCAAAUUAAUUCCUGUAAAUCAUAGAGUUAAAAAUUCCUUGAUUUCUCUCUCCGUGGCUUUCAGCACUCCACCUGCGGCGAUCUACUGCAGUUUACCUCCUCGCCAUCUGCAAUGCGUCAUUAUUUUCUGGUUGCAGAUUACGUGGAUAAAAUUUGGUUUCUGUUCAAUCACUUUUCCUGAACUUUAUGUGAAUGAACUGGAGAAUGUCCUCUAAUUCUGGCUGUGGUUGGGGAUCGAACCUUGGAGAAUGAGAACUGCUAAUGUGUUGAAAGCCUGAUAUAUGCCACAUUGAAGUAUUACCAAAAUGAGGCACAAACAACAGCUGGUUCCACUUGGGACUCUGAUUGGUCGCGAGUUGAGAAAUGACAAGUUGGAGAAUCCGGCAGUGAAGUAUGGUCAGGCUGCUCUGGCUAAGAAAGGAGAGGACUAUUUUCUCAUUAAGCUUGAUUGCCAAAGAGUUCCGGGAGAUACAUCAACUUCUUUUUCAGUAUUUGCAAUUUUUGAUGGGCAUAACGGAAUAUCAGCUGCUAUUUUCACCAAAGAAAAUUUACUGAACAAUGUAUUAUGCGCUAUUCCCCCAGCAAUUGGGAGGGAAGAGUGGCUUCAAGCCCUUCCCAGGGCAUUAGUGGCAGGCUUUGUGAAAACUGACAUAGAGUUUCAGCAGCGAGGUGAGACAUCUGGAACUACUGUGACAUUUGUCGUUAUUGAUGGUUGGACUGUGACUGUUGCAUCUGUUGGAGAUUCUCGGUGCAUAUUGGACACUCAAGGAGGGGUCGUAUCUCUUUUGACGGUUGACCAUCGACUAGAAGAGAAUGUUGAGGAACGGGAGCGUAUAACUGCAAGUGGGGCUGCUGUAGCAAGGCUCAAUAUUUUUGGAGGAAAUGAGGUUGGUCCAUUACGUUGCUGGCCUGGCGGAUUAUGUCUUUCAAGGUCAAUUGGUGAUACAGACGUUGGGGAGUUUAUCAUCCCAAUUCCUCAUGUUAAGCAAGUCAAGCUUUCAAAUGCUGGAGGGAGACUUAUAAUUGCCUCUGAUGGAAUAUGGGAUGCUUUGUCUUCUGAUAUUGCUGCUCAGUCUUGCCGGGGUUUACCGGCAGAGCUUGCUGCAAAGUUGGUUGUUAAGGAAGCCCUCAGGUCAAGAGGUUUGAAGGAUGAUACAACCUGCUUGGUUGUUGAUAUUAUUCCUUUCGACCCCCCUGUCUUGGCCCUACCGCCUAAAAAGAAGCAAAAUUUGCUUUAUUCACUUAUAUUUGGGAAAAAAUUUCAAAAUUCUAGUAAAGGAGCUAAUAAGCUAUCUGCAGUUGGAGUUGUUGAGGAAUUAUUUGAGGAGGGUUCUGCAAUGCUUGCUGAUAGGCUGGGCAAGGACUUUCCUCUGGAGUCGAACACUGGGCUCUUUAGAUGUGCAAUCUGCCAGGUUGAUCAGCUCCCCAGUGAGGGCUUAUCCGUUAAUUCAGGCCCAUUUUUCUCACCUGGAUCCAAGCCUUGGGAAGGUCCCUUUCUCUGUGUAAGUUGCCGCAGGAAGAAAGAUGCCAUGGAAGGGAAGAGGCCUACAUCGCCUGCCGUGACUGCAUAAAUCUGGUAACCUAGCAAAUUAUUCGUAAUAUCUUUCAGUGAUACUGUUAACGUGCUCCAUUUUCCCUCUGGGAGGAUCAUUACGUGUGUGUGUGUGUGUGUAAGAAGUGAUCUAGUGGUUUCGUCCAUUAUAGGGAGCACUCCUUUUUUUUUGCUGCGGUUCCUAUCUGUGUCUGAGCUCGGCUAUCUCACUGAUGCUCGACCCUACUGACACAGUAAUUCAUUAGUAUGUAACAACUACCAGUUCUGAGUAUGUAAGAGAAAUGAUGUUUGCAAACGGAAAUUAUUCAUUGGAUA